Bombus impatiens (common eastern bumble bee) is the source of this 1027-nucleotide messenger RNA. RefSeq names its product mitochondrial import inner membrane translocase subunit Tim17-A-like. The transcript is spliced from 2 exons. Gene Ontology annotation, molecular function: transmembrane protein transporter activity. Gene Ontology annotation, biological process: protein import into mitochondrial matrix. The record is from RefSeq and is a predicted model, not a curated record. Lineage: Eukaryota; Metazoa; Arthropoda; Insecta; Hymenoptera; Apidae. Bases 373 to 852 code for a protein of 159 amino acids. Gene Ontology annotation, cellular component: mitochondrial inner membrane; TIM23 mitochondrial import inner membrane translocase complex.
GUACGAUUAUUUAUGGGAACAAAAUAUAUCUAUACAAGAAGAUAUUGCUAUAAUAGUUUCAUUACGAAAUAUCAUGCACUGUGAGGCAGAAUUAAUGCAUUAUUUGUACAAAUGAGAUCAAACGUAAUUAUGAAAAGUGUAAACGAAAAAUAAUUUAACGAAAUGAUAAAAUAUAUCUCAAUUGUUUUCGAAAAGUCAUUUAUUACACUAAAUUGAUAGACAUCUCGUUAUUCUUACAUAAUCAAAAAAAAAGCUUUUAUUUGUAUGAAGGUUCAUUAACAUAGUUACAUUCACCACAGUGUCGCGCUCGAGGUAUCUUCUUCCUCGGCAUUCUAAUUAUUUGAAACAAAUUUUAUGAAUAUCAACUAAGGAAUGGAAGAAUACGCAAGAGAACCAUGCCCAUGGCGUAUAAUAGAUGACUGUGGUGGUGCCUUUACCAUGGGUGCUAUUGGUGGUGCAGUAUUUCAAAGUAUUAAAGGAUUUCGUAAUGCACCCAGUGGAAUAAACAAAAGAGUCCUAGGAAGCCUUAUAGCUAUUAAGCAAAAGUCUCCUAUUAUUGCUGGAAAUUUUGCAUUAUGGGGUGGUAUGUUUUCUACAAUAGAUUGUACUUUGGUUCAUCUUAGGAAGAAAGAAGACCCAUGGAACUCUAUUAUCAGUGGAGCAGCUACUGGUGGAAUAUUAGCAGCAAGAAAUGGUUUACCAGCCAUGGCUGGUAGUGCAAUUAUUGGAGGAGUGUUAUUGGCUUUAAUAGAAGGUGUAGGAAUAUUUAUUACCCGUUUAUCUGCGGAACAAUUCAAACCUCCAUCAUUCACUGAAGAUCCAAGCCAUCUGAGACAAAGUCAUCCAUCGUAAAACAUAUAAAUAUCUAGAUAUAUUUUAAAUUACACUCAACUAAUUAAGUACAAAUGUUUCAUAUUCUUUGAAACAAUAGUAGUUGACAGCUAUCAUAUUGCCAGUACAUCAAAUUUGUAUAGACAAUUCAGUCUUUUGAUUUAAGAAAUAUAAUAAUAGUUUGGUUUCUAUUUAA